AUGGGGUUCCUGCAUCAGCUGCAUCUUCUGCUCUGGAAGAACGUGACACUGAAGCGGCGCAGCCCGUGGGUGCUGGCCUUUGAGAUCUUCAUCCCCCUGGUACUCUUCUUCAUCCUCCUGGGGCUGCGGCAGAAGAAGCCAACCAUCCCUGUGAAGGAAGCUUUCUACACGGCGGCCCCGCUCACGUCAGCUGGGAUCCUGCCAGUCAUGCAGUCCCUGUGCCCUGAUGGCCAGCGUGAUGAGUUUGGCUUCCUGCAGUACUCCAACUCCACGGUGACACAGAUCCUGGAACACCUCAGCGAGGCAGUAGAGCAAAGCAGCCUCUUCGACCCACAGCACCCAGGACUGGAGGAGGAGCUGGAGUCGCUGCGUGGGCACCUGGAGGCCCUCAGCAGGCCUGAGCCCAGCUCCAUAGACACCCACUUCAGCAGCCGAGCAGGGUCCAGCUUCACACUGGCAUGGGCAGCCAAAGACCAGGUUGAGCUGCGGCGCUUCCUGAUGCAGAACCUGUCACUCCCCAAUGGCACGGCUGAGCUGCUCCUGGGCUCAAGCAUUGACCUGAGAGAGGUGUACCAGCAGUUUUUUGAUUCCUUUCCUUUGGUACCUGAUGAGACCCAUGAGCAAGACCUGUGGGAUGGGUUUGGCCCCAGCAAGAGGAUGAAACAGCUGGAGAAGAGCCUCCCCAGUGGCUGGAGGAGCGUGCAGGAAGGGCUGGUUCACAGGGUGCUGCAGGGCCCAGUGGCAGCCCCACGCCGGCCGGCACUGCUCCGCAUGCUCUCUCAGGCUCUGGGCUUCACCAGCACUGCUGUGGCACCUGCUAUCUCUGAUAGCCCUCAGGCCUUUGUCACCGAGAUGGAGAAUGUCUUCUUCACUGGGCCAGUGCUGGAGCAGGUGACAUGUGAGCAGAACCCCGGGGGACUGCAACGCCUCCUACGCGUGUCCCCCAGGCAGCAGCCACUGCUGGCAGCAUACCAGGCGCUGGCCUGCAAUGGCAGCCGAGCCACCCGCCAGGAGCGCUUUGCCCAUCUGGCCUCUGAGCUCCAGGAGCAGCUGGACACCCCCAAGAUCAUCAGCAGGCUGAAGCUGGAGGAGGUGAACAGCACAGCUACCCAGCACCGCCUCCGUGCUCUCCUCGAGGACCUGGUGGAGAUGGAGAAGGUUCUGCGGGACAUGGACAUCCUCUCAGCACUGGCUAAGCUGCUGCCCAGGGGAGCCUGUGCCAGCAAGGCCCCGCCACCCGUGGCCAACAGCACCAGCUGGGUCAGCGCCAAUGCCACGGCUGGCAAUGCCACAGCAGAGGAGGAGGAGGGUGCUGUGGAGGGCCCGUCUGGCAUCGACAACCCCCAGGGGCAGUUCUCAGCGUUUGUGCAGCUCUGGGCAGGACUGCAGCCCAUCCUCUGCGGCAACAACCGGACCAUCGAGCCUGAGGCACUGAAGCAGGGCAACAUGAGCUCUCUGGGCUUCACCAGCAAGGAGCAGCGGAACUUGGGCCUCCUUGUGCAUCUGAUGACCAGCAACCCCAAAAUCCUGUAUGCACCUGUGGGCACUGAAGUUGACAAGGUCAUCCUGAAGGCCAAUGAGACCUUCGCCUUUGUGGGCAAUGUCACCCACUACGCCAAGGCCUGGCUGAACAUCUCCCCCGAGAUCCGAGCCUACCUGGAAGAGGGCAGGCUGCAGAGGCGCAUCCGCUGGCUCCAGCAGUUGACCACUGACCUCCACAAGCACCCAGAGAUCCUGAAUGUCUCUGACAGUGAUGUUCUCCACAACUUUCUCAAUGGCAACUUCUCCCUGCCCAAUGCCAGCAUCCUGCUCCAGCAGCUGGAUACCAUUGACAAUGCUGCCUGUGGCUGGGUCCGCUUCAUGGCCAAGGUCAGCGUGGACAUCUUCAAGGGCUUCCCGGAUGAGGAGAGCAUUGUCAACUACACACUGAACCAGGCGUAUCAGGACAAUGUCACGGUCUUUGCCAGUGUCAUCUUCCAGACCAACAGGGAUGGCUCAUUGCCCCCCCAUGUCAUGUACAAGAUCCGGCAGAAUUCUAGCUUCACAGAGAAGACCAACGAGAUCCGGCGGGCAUACUGGCGGCCUGGCCCCAACACUGGCGGCCGCUUCUACUUCCUCUAUGGCUUUGUCUGGAUCCAGGAUAUGAUGGAGCGUGCCCUCAUUAACACAUUUGUUGGCCACGAUGUCGUGGAGCCUGGCAACUAUGUACAGAUGUUCCCGUACCCGUGUUAUACCCGGGAUGACUUUCUCUUUGUCAUUGAGCACAUGAUGCCCCUCUGCAUGGUGAUCUCCUGGGUCUACUCAGUGGCUAUGAUGAUCCAGCACAUUGUGACAGAGAAGGAGCAUCGCUUGAAAGAGGUGAUGAAGAUGAUGGGCCUGAACAAUGCAGUACACUGGGUGGCUUGGUUCAUCACUGGCUUUGUCCAGCUCUCCAUCUCGGUCACAGCACUCACUGCCAUUCUCAAGUACGGCAAGGUCCUGAUGCACAGCGAUGUCCUCAUCAUAUGGCUCUUCCUUGCCAUCUAUGCUGUGGCCACCAUCAUGUUCUGCUUUCUGGUGUCGGUGCUCUACUCCAAGGCAAAGCUGGCCUCUGCUUGUGGUGGCAUCAUCUACUUCCUCAGCUAUGUGCCAUACAUGUAUGUGGCUAUCCGGGAGGAGGUGGCACAUGACAAGAUCACAGCCUUUGAGAAGUGCAUUGCGUCCCUCAUGUCCACCACAGCCUUUGGGUUGGGCUCCAAGUACUUCGCGCUGUAUGAGGUGGCUGGCGUGGGUAUCCAGUGGCACACCUUCAGCCAGUCACCUGUGGAAGGAGAUGACUUCAACCUCCUGCUGUCCAUGAUGAUGCUGGUCGUGGAUGCCAUAGUGUACGGGGUGCUCACGUGGUACAUUGAGGCCGUGCACCCGGGCAUGUUCGGCCUGCCACGGCCCUGGUACUUCCCUUUCCAGAAGUCUUACUGGCUCAGCAACGGGCGUGUGGAGACCUGGGAAUGGACCUGGCCAUGGUCACGCACCACCCGCCUCAGCAUCAUGGAGGAGGAUCAGGCCUGUGCCAUGGAGAGCCGGAGGCUGGAGGAGACUAGGGGCAUCGAGGAGGAGCCGACCCACCUCCCCUUGGUUGUCUGCAUCGACAAGCUCACCAAAGUCUACAAGACAGACAAGAAGCUGGCACUAAACAAGCUGAGCCUCAACCUCUACGAGAACCAGGUUGUGUCCUUCCUGGGGCACAAUGGUGCAGGCAAGACCACCACCAUGUCCAUCCUCACUGGCUUGUUCCCUCCAACAUCGGGCUCUGCUACCAUCUAUGGCCACGAUAUCCGUACGGAGAUGGACAAGAUCCGAAAGAAUCUGGGCAUGUGUCCCCAGCACAAUGUGCUCUUUGACAGGCUGACAGUGGAGGAGCAUCUCUGGUUCUACUCGCAGCUCAAGAGCAUGGCAGAGGAGGAGAUCCGCAAGGAGAUGGACAAGAUGAUUGAGGACCUGGAACUCUCCAACAAACGGCACUGCCAGGUGCAGACGCUCUCGGGUGGCAUGAAGAGGAAGCUGUCAGUGGCCAUUGCCUUUGUGGGUGGGUCGCGGGCUGUUAUCUUGGAUGAGCCUACAGCUGGUGUGGACCCAUAUGCCCGAAGGGCCAUCUGGGACCUCAUCCUCAAGUACAAGCCAGGGAGGACCAUCUUGCUCUCCACACACCACAUGGAUGAGGCUGACCUGCUGGGGGACCGCAUCGCCAUCAUCUCCCAUGGCAAGCUCAAGUGCUGUGGUUCCCCACUCUUCCUCAAGAGCACCUAUGGUGACGGCUACAAGCUGACAGUGGUGAAGAAGCAGUCAGACACCAGGAAUGGCACAGAGCCAGGCCAGCCACACAGCCCCUUGGGCCACUCCUCUGUGAGCCCCUGCUCUGAGCCUCGUGUCUCCCAGUUCAUCAAGAAGUACGUGGCCUCCUGCCUCCUCAUCUCAGACACCAACACAGAGCUCUCCUACAUCCUGCCCAGUGAAGCUGUCAAGAAAGGCUGCUUUGAGAGGCUCUUCCAGCACUUGGAGCAGAGCCUGGAAGAGCUGGACCUCACUAGUUUUGGGCUGAUGGACACCACACUGGAAGAAGUCUUCUUGAAGGUGUCUGAGGAGGAUCAGUCUCUGGAGAACAGUGACGUGGACAUGAAGGAGUCCAAGGAUGCCUUGCAGCCACCCACUUCUGAGCUGGGCCUAAAGUCUGAAGCCAACGGGGAGCCCCUGGCUGAAGCAGCCAUGCCAGAGAAGCCUGAGGUGGAGCUCAGCAACCUGGUGACCUGCUCCAAGCUGGCGCAGUCACAGGCCUCCCUGCACUCAGCAUCCUCAGUGGGCUCUGUGCGUGGUGAUGAAGGUGGGGCUUAUUCCGAAUUCUUUGGGGAUUAUGUGCCCCUGUUCGAUAACCAGCAGGACCCCGAUAACGUCAGUCUGCAAGAGGUGGAAGCCGAGGAUUGUGACCUGGCAGGUCAGGGAAGCUUCAAGCUGGAAGGCUCGUGGCUGAAGCUGCGCCAGUUCCAUGGGCUGAUUGUCAAACGCUUCCACUGUGCCAAGCGCAACACCAAGGCCCUCUUCUCGCAGAUCCUCCUGCCCGCCUUUUUCGUCUGUGUGGCCAUGACUGUGGCACUCUCCGUGCCUGAAAUAGGUGACCUGCCACCCCUCAUUCUCUCGCCAUCCCAGUACCACAACUACACUCAGCCCAAGGGCAACUUCAUUCCUUAUGCCAAUGAGGAGCGGCGUGAGUACCGCAUUAGGCUGUCUCCCGAUGCCAGCCCUCAGCAGCUGGUGAACACUUUCCAUCUGCCCUCUGGUGUGGGGGCCACCUGUGUGCUCAAGACACCCUUCAACAAUACGCUGGACCAGCCCAUGCAGACCCUCAACCUCAAUAGCAACGAGACCAGAAUGCUCGCAGCCAAGUACUUUGAUGCCAUGUGCAUUGACUCCUUCACCCAGGGCCUUCCGCUUUCCAACUUCGUGCCACUGCCUCCAUCCCCGGCUCCCUCUGACUACCCCAUGUCAAUGGAUGAGGACCUGCUCCAUGCGUGGAAUUCCACACUGCCCAACUCUCAUGCUAUCCCCAGCAGCUGGAGCAGGCAGAAGCCUGUGAGCCAUCCCUUCUGCUCCUCAGGGACUGUGACCUCAGCCCCCGCCCUGCCCCGCAUCAUCCAUGAGCCCAUCAAGUGCACAUGCUCCAUGCAGGGGACUGGCUUCUCCUGCCCUAGUGGCGUGGGGGGCCAUCCCCCACAGAUGAAGGUGGUGACAGGGGACAUCCUGACGGAUAUUACAGGGCGCAACGUCUCUGAGUAUCUGCUUUACACCUCGGACCGCUUCCGGCUGCACAGGUAUGGGGCACUCACGUUUGGAAACGUCCAGAAAUCCAUCCCAGCCUCCUUCGGAGCCCGGGCUCCAGCCACAGUGCGCAAGAUUGCUGUGCGGAGAACGGCCCAGGUCUUCUACAACAACAAGGGCUACCACAGCAUGCCCACUUACCUCAAUGCCCUCAACAAUGCCAUCCUGAGAGCCAACCUGCCCAAGAACAAGGGCAACCCUGCUGCCUAUGGCAUCACAGUCACCAAUCACCCCAUGAACAAAACAAGUGCCAGCCUGUCCCUGGAUUACCUCCUGCAAGGCACAGAUGUGGUGAUUGCCAUCUUCAUCAUUGUGGCCAUGUCCUUCGUCCCAGCCAGCUUUGUGGUAUUUCUGGUGGCUGAAAAGGCUACCAAGGCCAAACACCUGCAGUUUGUGAGUGGCUGUGACCCUGUCAUCUACUGGCUGGCCAACUACAUGUGGGACAUGCUAAACUACCUGGUGCCGGCCACAUGCUGCAUCAUCAUCCUGUUCGUGUUUGACCUCCCAGCAUAUACCUCUCCCACCAACUUCCCUGCUGUCCUCUCCCUCUUCCUGCUGUAUGGCUGGUCCAUCACUCCUAUCAUGUACCCAGCCUCCUUCUGGUUUGAGGUGCCCAGCUCUGCUUAUGUCUUCCUCAUCGUCAUCAACCUCUUCAUUGGCAUCACAGCCACUGUCGCCACGUUCCUGCUGCAGCUCUUUGAGCAUGACAAGGACCUGAAGGUGGUGAACAGCUACCUGAAGAGCUGCUUCCUCGUGUUCCCUAACUACAACCUGGGCCACGGCCUGAUGGAGAUGGCCUACAAUGAAUACAUCAAUGAGUACUAUGCCAAGAUUGGGCAGUUUGAUAAAAUGAAAUCACCCUUUGAAUGGGACAUCGUGACUCGGGGACUGGUUGCCAUGACAAUUGAAGGUUUUGUUGGCUUCUUCAUCACCAUCAUGUGCCAGUACAACUUCUUCCGGAAGCCUCAGCGCCUACCUGUCUCCACCAAACCCAUUGAGGAUGAUAUUGACGUGGCCAAUGAGAGGCACCGGGUCCUGCGUGGUGAUGCUGACAAUGACAUGCUAAAGAUCGAGAACCUCACAAAGGUGUACAAAUCCCGAAAGAUUGGACGCAUCCUGGCUGUGGACCGGCUGUGUGUGGGUGUGCGCCCUGGAGAAUGCUUUGGGCUGCUGGGUGUCAAUGGUGCGGGCAAGACCACAACAUUCAAGAUGCUGACAGGGGAUGAGAGCACCACAGGUGGAGAGGCGUUCAUAAAUGGACACAGCAUCCUGAAGGAGCUCCUGCAGGUCCAGCAGAGCUUGGGCUACUGCCCCCAGUUUGACGCACUCUUCGAUGAGCUGACAGCCCAAGAGCACCUGGAGCUCUACACCCGCCUGCGUGGCAUCCCCUGGAAGGAUGAGGAGCGGGUGGUCAAGUGGGCACUGAAGAAGCUGGAGUUGACCAAGUACGCAGACAAGCCUGCCAGCACCUACAGCGGGGGCAACAAAAGGAAGCUAUCCACAGCCAUUGCGCUCAUUGGAUACCCAGCCUUCAUCUUCCUGGAUGAACCAACCACAGGGAUGGACCCCAAGGCACGGCGCUUCCUCUGGAACCUCAUCCUUGAUGUCAUCAAAACAGGUCGCUCCGUGGUGCUCACAUCUCACAGCAUGGAGGAGUGCGAGGCCCUCUGCACUCGCCUGGCCAUCAUGGUGAAUGGGCGGCUCAAGUGUCUUGGCAGCAUUCAGCACUUGAAAAACAGGUUUGGUGAUGGCUACAUGAUCACAGUGCGCACCAAGUCCAGCCUCAAUGUCAAGGAGGUGGUGAGGUUCUUCAACCGUAACUUCCCUGAGGCUGUCCUGAAGGAGCGUCAUCACACCAAGGCCCAGUACCAGCUGAAGUCAGAUCAGAUCUCACUGGCACAGGUGUUCAGCAAGAUGGAGCAGGUGGUGGAUGUGCUGGGCAUUGAAGACUACUCUGUCAGCCAAACCACGCUGGACAAUGUGUUUGUGAAUUUUGCCAAGAAGCAAAGUGACAACCUGGAGCAGCAGGAGACCAGCCCCAGCUGUGUCCUGCAGUCACCCCUGGAGCGCAUGCUGAGCCUGCUGCGCCCCCGCACUGCCCCCACUGAGCUGCAGGCCCUCGUGGUGGAGGAGCAGGAGGACCUGGAGACUGAUGACGAAGGCCUCAUCAGCUUUGAGGAGGAGAGGGCUCAGCUCUCCUUCAACACGGACACGCUGUGCUGAGACCCUUGGGACGACCAUGUUGUCAAGCCACCAAACCCUUUUGGCCUCUCCCCUCCCUUUGCCCCGUGGAGUGGAGUUGCCGCAG
This is a messenger RNA of Cinclus cinclus, 7657 nucleotides long. It is a transcript of the gene ABCA2, whose product is annotated as ATP binding cassette subfamily A member 2. Gene Ontology annotation, molecular function: ABC-type transporter activity; ATP binding; ATP hydrolysis activity. Gene Ontology annotation, cellular component: membrane; intracellular membrane-bounded organelle. Lineage: Eukaryota; Metazoa; Chordata; Aves; Passeriformes; Cinclidae. Gene Ontology annotation, biological process: lipid transport; transmembrane transport. Bases 1 to 7572 code for a protein of 2523 amino acids. The record is from RefSeq and is a predicted model, not a curated record. The transcript has 49 exons.